CAAGAUAUACCAGUUCUGCUGGUAGUCAGCGUCGAGGUAUUAUCAGUGUCCGAGACAUACGUGACCAAUUCUUUCGUCGUUCUUCUUUUUAUUUUCUUUAAAAGAGAUUACUUCAGCAGUUGUUUCCUUCAAAUAUUCCACAAAGAUUAUAAAAUCAUCGAGAUAUGUAAUGAUAUUUUUAUUCCAUUGACGUCGAAGUUUUAUCAUUUAUUUUACUGACUUUUCUUUUUUUUUCCUUUUGUAAUUAUAUUAAAAAAAAAAAAAAAGAAGUUCUAUUGUUGUUAUCGUAUUUUUUCGAGUUCAUGAUAAUGAAAUAAGCAUCGUGAUAAUAGGAUGACAACGACGUCAAUGUUAAACACCAGGAGUUGAUAUCUCCUUUUCUAAGAUUAGGAGUGUAAUUAGAUGCACGCGAAUUCAUAUAUCUAUGUACAUAUGUAUCUAUAUAUUUUCUUUUAUCGAGAAAUGGAAAGUAUAGAGAUAAAGACGAAGUAGGUAAAUACGUGUUUUUCGAAAGGCAAUUUCAUUUGUCGCUACCGACGUUGAAUUGUCGUUCCAUCGGGCUAAUUGAAUUAAUUAAAGUCAUCCGUCACGAAAACGUUUACGUAUUGUGCACUUUCCUCAGACACCUGAUUCUACGAUUCGUGCAAUCUCUUAGUUCGGUUUUUUCAUCGAAUUAAACAAAAAGGAUUAUCGGUGAAAGGAUAAUAACAAGAGUGAUUAUUUAAUAAAAACUUAAAAAUCGUUCUAACAACGAGAGAUUCUUUUACUGAGAUUAAACAGUGAAUCGUGCGUUCGAAGAAGGUCGAAAUGUCGACGACGAUUAAAAGACGGAAGACUUGGUAUAAUAAAACCGAGGCUGGUAACAAGCUCGAGUCAUGGUUUACCAGGCCCAAAAAAUCUGGUCGUGGGGGUGGAGUCAGAAGUGGUACGGAUAACAACACAAUGCCUCGGCCACAUUCUGGCGAUGAUUUCAAUGAGAUCGAACAGCAACGUUGUAUCAUUGAAAAAAUGGACGAAGAAGCUGUUAACGAUCGUUUCGAAGAAAUGUUGGCCAACAUGAAUUUAACGGAGGAGAAAAAGGCUCCGCUUCGUCAGCAAUCCGAAUCGAAGAAGAGAGAGAUGUUGGUGUUACAUUACAAGGGUAGCAUGCAGGAGAAUAGAUCGAAAUUCGACAAACCAGCUGAUUACAUCCAAUAUCUAGCUCAGCCGGAUCUAAGUGUAAACAAGAUCCACAAUUGCAUAGAAUCACUUAGAAUCGCAUUGACGAAUAAUCCUUUGAGUUGGGUUCAAGAAUUUGGUACUAAGGGAUUGAAGCAGGUUUUAGCAACUCUCAACGAAUGCUACAGAAAUGCCUUCAUAUAUUAUGAUAGCGAUAAUCGAUACGAACGGAUACAGUACGAAUGUAUACGAUGUUUAAAAGCGAUUAUGAAUAAUACCGUUGGAAUAAAGGAGAUGUUAGCUCAUCACGAAGCAUUGACGAUAGUGGCAAGAUCGUUGGAACCCACGAAACCAUCAGUGAUGUCGGAAGCUGUAAAGUUACUAGGUGCAGUUUGUCUGAUUUCGAGUGAUAGUCAUAAAAUGGUUUUAGAUGCGAUCACUAUGAAUGGCGAGUUCAAGGGCAGAGAAAGAUUUUUACCCAUUGUACAGGGAUUGAUGAAUAGGAAGAAUGAAAAUUUAAGGGUAGUGUGCCUUCAACUUAUAAAUUCGAUUAUUAAUUCUGCCGAGGAUCUAGACUUUCGAUUACAUUUAAGGAACGAAAUAAUGCGAGUAGGAUUAGCGGAUAUAUUAGAAGCUUUAGAAAAGGAUAAGUCCGACGAUUUGUCUCAUCAUUUAAGGAUCUUCAAUGAAUAUAAGGAAGACGAUUACGAGUUAUUUGUACAAAGAUUCGAUCAUGUUCGAUUGGAAUUAGACGAUGUCAAUGAUUGCUUCGAGGUAGUGAAAAAUAUGGUAAUGGAGACUUCCGCCGAGCCGUAUUUCUUGUCGAUACUUCAGCAUCUACUACUUAUCAGGGACGAUGCUUUGGUGAGGCCAGCUUAUUAUAAAUUAAUAGAAGAGUGCGUAUCGCAAAUCGUGUUACAUCGUUCAGGCUGUGAUCCAGACUUUAGUGCGACGAAACGCUUUCAAAUAGACGUACAACCAUUGAUCGACACUUUGGUCGAGAAAUCGCGAGCGGAGGAAGAGCGACGUUUAAUGGAGGUGUCUCAAAAGUUGGAGGAAGCUAUAGCUAGUAAACAGGAGGCUGAAGCGAAGCUUCAACACGCUGAGAAUAAAAUUAAGGAACUCGAGCAGGGGACUGGAAAAAGUGGGGGUGGGGGAGCUAGUACGAAAACGAAUUGUCCGAUAUUACCACCUCCGAUACCUGGUUCGAAUGUAACACCACCUCCGCCACCACCUCCACCACUUCCAAAUUCGAUUGGACCGCCGCCACCACCUAUGCCACCUGGAAUGGGUGUAUUACCACCACCACCACCACCAAUGCCUGGAACAAAGGGACCACCUGGUAUGGGAGGUCCUAUACCUCCUCCUAUGCCAGGAAUGGGAGGUCCUCCACCUCCUCCUAUGAUGGCUGGAAUUACAUCCAUGAUGCCGUCGUUACCUAAUGGACUGAAACCUAAGAGAAAGUGGGAGGUCGAAGGUCGAUUGAAGAGGCCCAACUGGAAAGCAAUAUCGCCGCAUCAAUUGACGGAAGAAGUAUUUUGGACAAAGGUGCAAGAAGAGAGAUUAGCUGGUCCGGAAAUACUCGAUGGUUUAGCACAAAAGUUCGCGUCGAAACCAAGUGGCAAGAAAAUCGAUGACGUCGUUGAUAAAUCGGCAACGAUAAAGAAAGUGAAAGAUCUCAAGGUUCUAGAUAGUAAAGCUGCACAAAAUAUAUCGAUACUUCUUGGGGGUACGUUAAAGCAUAUGUCGUACGAAGAUGUCAAGGGAUGUCUUUUUAGAUGCGACGGACCAGUUAUCUCGGAUAACAUAUUGCAAGGUUUAAUUCAAUAUUUGCCAUCGCCCGAUCAAUUAGCGAAGUUCCAACUUUACAAAGACAACUAUGACGACUUGACGGAAGCCGAACAAUUUUGUGUUACGAUAUCAACGAUCAAAAGAUUAUUGCCUAGGUUAAAGUCGUUGAGCUUUAUGCUGAGAUACGAGGAAUUGGUACAGGAUAUUAAACCAGACAUAGUAGCAGGAACGGCAGCUUGCGAGGAGGUUAAAGAAAGUAAAAAGUUUGCGAAAAUACUCGAAUUGAUUUUAUUGUUUGGAAAUUACAUGAAUUCCGGGGGUGGAGCUUCUGGUCAAGAUUUUGGCUUUCAGCUUAGUUUUCUAACCAAGUUGACGAGUAUAAAGGCUGCGGACAACAAAGAAACUCUCAUGCAUUACUUAGUAUCUACGAUAGAGAGAAAAUUCCCAGAAUGUCUGAGUUUUACCGAAGAACUGGCACACGUAGAUAGAGCGAGCCGUGUCUCUUUAGAUAACGUACAGAGAAUACUUCGUCAAAUGGAUUCUAACAUUCGAAAUCUUGAACAAGACCUUUCUAACGCCAGAAUUCCACAAUGCGAGGAAGAUCUAUUUUCUGAGGUCAUGACUCCAUUCGCUAAGAAAGCCAGAGAAUCUUGCGAAGUAUUGAAGAAUAUGUUUAAAAACAUGGACGGUCUUUACACCGAAAUCUCUGUAUUCUUCUGUUUCGAUAAACAGAAGUAUACAAUCGAGGAAUUGUUUAGCGAUAUAAGGACGUUCAAAGAUGAUUUCGUGCAAGCACAAAAGGAAAUGUUAAAGUUACGGGAAGCGGAAGAGAAGCAAAGAAGAGCGAGAGAAGCGAGAGAGAAGGCGGAAGCUGAGAAAGCGGCACGCGCGGCGCGAAAGAAAGCGCUCGUCGACAUGAACGCACAUGAUACUCAAGAAGGUGUUAUGGAUAGUUUGAUGGAAGCACUUCGAACCGGUUCUGCUUUUAGUCGACCGGAUCAACGACGCAAGAGGCAAACACGCAUUGCUGGUGCAGAAAGGAGAGCACAACUUAAUAGGAGUCGGUCGCGUACAGGGCUGGUUGGAUCUGGUUUACUUGGAAGAGAGCCAUGAACAAACCUUUUAAGUUCAGCAGUAAUAUACCAGAAUGUCAGAUUUCCGUCCUAAACUUGAUGCUGUGAUGGUUUUACACUUCGGUUAUGUUUGGAAUGCCAGAGACAACUAGAUAGAACACAUGGUGUUUCAUCCAGCAAAGACGCAAGAAAUAUCGCGUCCGAUUAUUAUUCGUUAAUAAUAGAACCGUCGGUUGAUAAUAAGUUUGAUAAUAGUCUUCCUUAGGUAUUUCGAUGUUACUUGGGUACAACGUUUUAUCUUGAAAUUCUUAUAAAAUAAUUUUACAUAUAAAAAAGGGAGCUGCGCAUCGAUAUUAUUCUAGAAAUCAAAACGAAAAAGGAACAAUUAUGACCAUGCUGAAAAAAUAUUUCAUCAUUAUUUUAAGAGAUAUAAUAUAAUGCUGGUCAUUCAUGUCAGGAUUUUUAAUAUUAGAAAAUCUAAAAUAUAAUAAAGGGAAAAAGUUGGAAUAUAUUUAAUGAAUAGGAAUCGAUGAUCUUGGUGCAUAAUAAUUUUUCUUAGUUACGCUUUUAAAACUUAUCGAUUUUUGCUCUAAAAUGAAGUUUCAUUGUAAAUCGAGUCAGUCAUACGUACCUACGUAUCUUUCAUUAUUCUAUCCUUUUUUGUCCCUUUUUAUUUUAUUUAUUUAUUUUUUUUUUUUUAUAAAAUGCGCUUGUACGAGGACACUGAAAACGGCUCUGAUUUAAAGACGAUUGAUAAUUUGGUGCUCGAUAAUCCGUAAGAAAAUUUUCAAAUGUUGUGGUAAUCAAAAUUAAUCGUAAUCGCGUUUGAUUAAUAACCAAAGAUCAACUAAUUUCUUUGUCAUUAUCAGCCGUUACGAAGAUGAUUAUAAAAUUCAAACGAUACGUUGAUUCAACGUUGAUAUAACGUUAGUUAUGUCGUCCUAGUGAUAUUUAAACAUAUACAUACACACAGAGCAGACACAUAUACACACGUACGCACGCACGCAUGCACGCGCUCAAACACAUCUCGACAUACUUGUGCAAAGUGUGAGUGCGUAUUGCCAAUAUAUUUUAUACGUGUAUAGUAUAUAUGCACAUAAGUUUUGUAUAGAUGUAAUUGCAAUGUUACUAUUAUUGUAUAAUGUUAGAUAGCGUUGGAUAAUUAAAAGAUCACUGUAAAGUACUUGUCGAGGAAACUAAUGUGUAUAUAUAUAUAUAUAUAUAUAUAUAUAUAUGUAUGUGUGUAUGUAUAUAUAUAUAUAUGCAUACAUAUAUUAUAUACAUAUGUCAUAUAUAUCAUAUGUAUAUAUAUACAAACAUAUACAUAUAUAUAUAUACAUAUACAUAUACAUAUAUGUUCGUCUCUAUUCCAUUAUAGCGUAAGUGAUAAUGGAAGACAAAAAUGUGUUCUUAAUUUUUAUUAAAUAAGACAAUUAUACACAGGGAGAAGGAACGUGUGCUCCGAAUUGCGCACGUCUUUUGUGAUAUGCAAUUGUUUUUAUACUAUACGAAGAGCAUUACUUACGUUAGAAGAAGGAGAAACAGGUGUUUUCUAUUAUUCUUUCUUGCAAUGUAAACCCUCAUUCGAAAGUAUUGCAUUUAUAGGAAAAUGUUCAGAUAUAGUCUUGCAAAUUGAUAUUCAGGUGGUCUCUUUCUCUCUCUCUCUCUCUCUCUCUCUUUUUUUUUUAUUUUUAAUGAGAAUCACACACUGGUGCAAGUUCCAAUCAAGUGAUAUGUUUGUACAUAGUUGCUACAUCGUCUAACUUUAAGAAGGCACAAACUUUUCAUUUUAUAAACUGCUAAAUAGAAUAUAAAUGUAUAUAUAUAUACACGUCCGAGGAUAAGUAGAGAAAUUAACGCGAUCAGGCAGAACGAUAUAUUUCAUAAAAAAAUAAAAAAAAAUUAAAAAAUAAAGAAAAAGCGUUCUGUUCGGAUCGGUAUACUCAUGAGAACGAUAAGUAUAAUUUUUCGGUAAUACGGUGCCAAAUUUCCGAUUACAUGUAUACAUAUUUCGUAGGACAUGGGAUAAACAAUUCUAUUUUACUUUCUAUAUCCAAUAUAUCAGCUUAUUUUACAAUAUAAAUUUUAUAAUCGUGCCUACAAAAAUCGCUCUAUAAUACACAAUUGAAUUUAUUUUUCGAAUCUCAAAGUUCGUACGCGAUGAUAAUAAAAUUGUUCAUAUUGUAGUUUAAUACCGAAACUUAAGAUAAAAUUUGUAUCUAUAAUGUGAAUAUGUGAAUUUUAAUAAUAUUAAUGUAUUAUUAUUGAGACACACAAGACAUCACAUAGCAAAUUGUAUUCAUUUGAUAUUCCCGAUAUGUAAAUAUUUUAUAUAUUAUUAUACAUGAUUCCUACACACAUAUAUACACACACGUGUGUGUCUGUGUGUGUGUGUGUAUAUAUAUGUAUGUAUAUUAUGCGUGGAUAAAAGUAGGAGGUUUAAGCAAUACCGAUGUUAAAAGAAAACCGGGAAAACAUAUGUGUCUACAUAUCUACUCUCGCAAGAGCAAGUUAGAAUUGUACGUUUACUCGAUAAGGAUGGAAAGUGAAAAGCGCGAGAAAUCCCGUUUGGUUUAAAUACUGCCACCAAUGGAAUGAAGAAAUUGCCGUUUGUACGAAAACGAUUGCGUGCGAAUAAGGAAUGAUUGCGAACUGUUAAAAAUGCAUAUUUGCAAUCGAAGCGAUCUAACUACUAUAUAAAUGGCAUUUCAAAUUUAGACGAAGGCCGGCCAAGAGCUAUAUAACGUUGUUGUAAUUAAUUUUAUUUUGUAUGUAAGUUUCCUAGUACCAUUAUCUCGGUUUUAUAAUGCUCAUGUAAUUAUAGUCGAGUCAAUAAUUAGUCACAGUCAUUCCAGCGAAUGACUCGUCUUCGAUCAUUCGCCGAACAAUAAUCGUUUCGUCUUUCGAUAGAAAGAAAGAUCGACGAAAUAAAACAAAAUUUAAUAUCA
Vespula vulgaris is the source of this 6970-nucleotide messenger RNA. It is a transcript of the gene dia, whose product is annotated as protein diaphanous. The transcript has 16 exons. Gene Ontology annotation, cellular component: actin filament; cytoplasm. The record is from RefSeq and is a predicted model, not a curated record. Gene Ontology annotation, molecular function: small GTPase binding; microtubule binding; actin binding. Gene Ontology annotation, biological process: actin cytoskeleton organization; actin filament polymerization. Bases 808 to 4062 code for a protein of 1084 amino acids. NCBI's taxonomy places the organism in Eukaryota, Metazoa, Arthropoda, Insecta, Hymenoptera, Vespidae.